ACCUGGCACAUUCCGCACUGCAACCCGGUGUGCGAAAUCGGCACGAAUCAGGAGUCGUAUCUACCUGUCUACAAACUCCCAAGUUGUCGUGGUCAGUGCCCAUUGCUUACCUUCAAAUUUAUUGGGUGCAAGAGUUACGGCUUUCUUUCGUCGAUAAAUGUUGACGCGGUAUUUCGGGAGUGAUUCCGGCACAGUUUUCGGGCGCGAUCCACGCUUCGCCUUCCUCGUGCUCAAAUUCAAGUACAAAGUGUGAUUCCCCGUCUGUGAUCCACCCAAAAAAGUUCCAUUUCCGUUCCGCUCAAGCAGUCUUCCACGGUGAAAGAGAACCGCCCUUUCGAAAGGAUGUCACGGAAUAUUUUUCCACGAGAUUGAAUUGUUAUUUCGAGGACAAGUUUGACGUUCUGUAAGCAUUGCCUUAAAUUGACCGCACAAAUAGCGUUAGAAUUUUAACUUAACUCUGGAUGGAUUGUGGAAUUGUUAUGACUUCCUAUACAUCGUGACCAGCAGCAGAAGUCAGGACAAUAUGUUUCCAAGGAGCGUUUACAAACAUUCGCCCGCACUCUUUCUUACUGCUCUUUCUAAAAACAUUGAUCCUUCCCACAAAGACCCGCAAAGUUACCGCAGUUAAUUGUUCUUUAUAUUCGAUUCAAAUCAUUGCUCAACUUAGGUUCGCCUAAAACCAAAAUUGUGUCUUCGUCAGGAGUUAAUAAACCAUCGCUUGAAAAAGUUUAAUUUUAGUACGUCGAUUAGCUAAAUUGAUUUUCAUUUAAAAUGGAAAUGGUUUUGUUAUUGAGGACUGACAGCAAGAGAAAUCAUAAUACUAACAUUUUAGUGAACCAUAAUAGUGAGCUGUACGCUAAAAUCAACACCUAAUAAACCUCAUUAAAACAACACACAUACUCUCGCGGAUGAAACACACUUAUUGUGAUAUUUUCUAAUGACAGGUGCACUAGUCGCUUAGCCUGGAUCUUUGCAGUAAGUGUAUUUGAUGUAUUAUUGCAAAGGAUAAUCCUCACAGAGAUUUACCUUCAAAUCGUCGAAGGAUUUAUAUUUUCAAAGUGAAACUCAAUCGAAUUAUUGUAAGUAACCGACAAAAUUGGUUGCCCUUCAUAACAGUUUUUAUCCCUUUUUUUUUACAAAAUAAAGCUAUUGAUAAAAAUGGUUGGUCUCCUGCUAAGAUUUAAAAUUAGUAUUUAUCUACUGCUUAGUAACACCUUUAAGGAGAAUUAAUGCCUCAAUUUGAACAACUUUUUCACAUAUUUACGGCAAUGGAAUCAAACGCUGAGUCUUGUGACAUCAUCUUGAGCUUGAGCCUUGAAGCAAAGUCUGAAUAUAUUUUGGCCAAUGGGAGUUGCCAGUGAGCACUGAAGCCGGAGCCGUGCGUGUGUUUUGAUCCACUGGAAGAAUGGGGAAGAAGAAAGUGGCCGAGGAGGACCUAAUGGUGCCGCCGCAAGACGGUAAAAUCUGCGGGACGAUCUGCCUCUGCCAGAUGACAGCGGUGCUGAGCAGCGUGGCGCUGGUCUACCUCACGGUGGCCAUCUACAUGCCGUCGAUGCGAGCCUUCCAGUCGGGGAUCUCGGAAGUGCCGGCGAUGUGCACGACGACGAGAGCCGUCACCAAGGACACCUGCGACUGGGGCUCCUGCGGGGAGUGGUGCCUGAGCAAAACCUCCGGGGCCUGCAUCCAGAUCUACGUGAACCUCCGGCACAACGGCUCCAACAUCCAGUACGCCAACUGCACCAACAGCGCCAACAAGACCUGCUACGGGAUCGACCAGGAGAACGCGAAGAAGUACCGGUGCAUCGCGGACGAGUGCAAGAACCUCACGGGGACGUUCAACUGCACGAUGGGGAUGUGCAUCAACAUCACGGACGCCUUCGAGUGCGUGUUCCAGGAGACGGAGCCGCCGCUCAAGUGCAGCGGGAAGCGCGGGAAGAUCACCUGCAUCGAGCUGCACGGGCUCCAGUCCUGCACGCGCGGGACCUGCGGGCGCAUCAAGUCCCCGUACAACUGCGACCGGCGCUGCGUGGACAUCCCGACCCGGAACAAGAACGUCAUUAUCCUGAGCGGCGACCGCGUCUUCCUCUCGCAGUGCCAGAGGGCGCUCCUGGCCGGGAGCGAGCAGGAGAUCUGGAGCCAGGAUCAGGACGACGUCUUCAUGUCCUCGUGCUACUCCAUCGAGACGACCGAGGACGGGAUGGAGGCCAGCGACUGCAUCAACGGCUCCACGCUCGAGAAGUCCUACCUCACCGACCUCACCAACUUCACCUACCUCAACUUCUUGAGCGUGACCAGUACCAAGAUCCUCGACGAGAGCCGGCAGAUCGCGCCGCCGGAGGAGGACCUCAUCCUGGCCAACGAGUCCCGGCUCUUGGUCAACCUGGAGGGCUGCGUCAACACGCUCCGGGACGAGUGUCGCGAGUUCCUCAAGGAGUACGGCAAGGACGGCACCGACCACAACGCCCGCGCCAGGUUCCCGUGCUUCUACGCGGAUCACAACCGAGAUACCGUCGUGGCGCGCUUCAAUCUGGCUAUUACUUUCCGCGAGUUCGUCAUCGGCUCCACCGUUCCGUCGGUUCUCUUCGUCGUCAGUUGUCUCACGCUCAUGCUCUGUCAGAGGACCGUCGAGGUGGGCGACGACUCCAAGAUGCGCUUCAAGAAGAAGGCGGCUGCCAUCAUUCCGGGGGUUGUCGCCGAUGACAUCACGCCCGGCGAUGCAGGGGGAGGAGCCCACGCAAUGGCUCUCUGAGAUCCGCUUCGCAUUCCUCUCUUGGAAGACAGCCCAACUCAUCAUCAGUGACUUCCUACAAUCUCACAAGAACAACAACAACAACAACAACAACUGGAGGUCAACGAUAGGGCUGCAAUAUACACUCGCACACUCGGGGGCAAAAAUAGAAAAAUAUUCAAACUCGUUCUAACACAUUAAUUGGAAAUAACUCGACAGACGACUAAAUUUUCCGAACACCAAAUUGUAUAGUUCUACGCUAAAUCUAAACAUUUUUAAUCAUCACGAACCCAAGCUUGGCCUACUCACUUCUGUAAUUACUCCGAAUCAGUUUUCUUCGCAUCGUUACACUCGCGCUGUAGCACAGCAAGCUUUACCGUAGUGUGCGCACGUAUCAUUUAUCGCUUUUACGAGAGAGGAUUGCGUUAAAUUAAUUACUUUAAACCAAA
This is a messenger RNA of Bemisia tabaci, 3177 nucleotides long. RefSeq names its product tipE homolog 3 phospholipid transfer protein (gene Teh3). Lineage: Eukaryota; Metazoa; Arthropoda; Insecta; Hemiptera; Aleyrodidae. The record is from RefSeq and is a predicted model, not a curated record. Gene Ontology annotation, biological process: regulation of sodium ion transport. Gene Ontology annotation, cellular component: plasma membrane. Gene Ontology annotation, molecular function: sodium channel regulator activity.